Cheilinus undulatus (humphead wrasse) is the source of this 514-nucleotide messenger RNA. RefSeq names its product cytochrome b-c1 complex subunit 9 (gene uqcr10). Gene Ontology annotation, biological process: mitochondrial electron transport, ubiquinol to cytochrome c. The record is from RefSeq and is a predicted model, not a curated record. Lineage: Eukaryota; Metazoa; Chordata; Actinopteri; Labriformes; Labridae. Bases 26 to 220 code for a protein of 64 amino acids. The transcript is spliced from 2 exons.
UGCGCAGUCGCAUUACUUCAUCAACAUGGCGCUGGCGAAGUCCGUCUACAAUCUGCUCUUCAGGAGGACGUCAACCUUCGCUAUAACCAUCAUGGUUGGAGCCAUCUUCUUCGAGCGAAUGUUCGACCAGGCCGGCGACGCUUUGUUUGAGCAAAUGAACCGAGGGAAACUUUGGAAACACAUCCAACACAAGUAUGAGAUCAAGGAGGACGAGGAAUAAGACUGAGCUCCGGGGUUAUCUAAGGCAGAGGUGCAUCUGUUGUCACACUUCCUCUAUCCAUUCUCCCUGGACUCAACGCCUGGAUCAAACAUCAGUCAACAUGGACAAUGUGGUCAGAGUCAUGCUCAGGCGGGCAGCGGCUACCAGAGGACCUGUGGGAGCUGAUGGAUCGUUCAGAUCACCAUCAAGAUGGAGCAAAGUUCCUGUCAUCUCGUCCCCUUCUCCCUGUUAUUGUUUGUAAUGCUUCUCAGAUUGUAAAUGGUUAAAUUAAACAUGUGGUAAUGUCUUACAGAA